Mauremys reevesii (Reeves's turtle) is the source of this 606-nucleotide messenger RNA. It is a transcript of the gene RPS26, whose product is annotated as ribosomal protein S26. Gene Ontology annotation, biological process: translation. Gene Ontology annotation, molecular function: mRNA binding; structural constituent of ribosome. The coding region runs from base 198 to 545 and encodes 115 amino acids. Gene Ontology annotation, cellular component: cytosolic small ribosomal subunit; ribosome. The record is from RefSeq and is a predicted model, not a curated record. Lineage: Eukaryota; Metazoa; Chordata; Testudines; Geoemydidae. The transcript has 4 exons.
CCGGUACCGGCUUCCUCCGCGUCCGCAGCGAUCCGGAGCCCCUGCUCCGCAGGAGGAAGGGACGUGAGGCCGGACGGGGGCUCUCGGCGCCUCCCCGGGCUCCCGCUCCCCCGGCGGAGGCACUUCCGGGACGGGCGGAGCACUAUAUAAGGGUUCGGCGUGGCGGCCGGAUCCUCUUUCGCCUCGUCUGUUCCGAGAUGACCAAGAAGAGGCGGAACAACGGGCGGGCCAAGAAGGGCCGCGGGCAUGUCCAGCCCAUCCGCUGCACCAACUGCGCCCGCUGCGUCCCCAAGGACAAGGCCAUCAAGAAGUUCGUCAUCCGGAACAUCGUGGAGGCGGCCGCGGUGCGGGACAUCUCCGAAGCCAGCGUCUUCGAUUCGUACGUGCUGCCCAAGCUGUAUGUGAAGCUGCAUUACUGCGUCAGCUGUGCCAUCCACAGCAAGGUGGUGAGGAACCGUUCCCGGGAGGCCCGGAAGGACCGUACCCCUCCGCCCAGGUUCAGGCCUGCGGGCGCUGCCCCGAGACCUCCCCCCAAGCCCAUGUGAGGAGAUGGGGCUGGAAAAGUGCAUCUUGAGACAUUGCCUCAAUAAAUGACUUUACAUCUGG